This is a messenger RNA of Cricetulus griseus (Chinese hamster), 729 nucleotides long. The record is from RefSeq and is a predicted model, not a curated record. NCBI's taxonomy places the organism in Eukaryota, Metazoa, Chordata, Mammalia, Rodentia, Cricetidae.
AUGUUUUCACGUCUUACUUUCAACUGUGUCCUGCUGCUGCUGCUACUGCUACUUGCAAGGUCUUUGGAAGACGCAGUUAUUGUCGAGGUCGGUAAGAAUGCAUAUCUGCCCUCCAGCUACACUCUACCUACCCCUGGGACACCUGUGCCUGUGUGCUGGGGUAAGGGACCCUGCCCUUGGUCACGGUGUGGCAGUGGUGUUGUCAGCACUGAUGAAAGAAACGUGACAUAUCAGAAAUCCAGAAGAUACCAGCUAAGGGGGAAUUUCCUCAAAGGAGAUGUGUCCCUGACCAUAGAGAACGUGACUGUAGAUGACCAUGGGACCUACUGCUGCAGGGUAGAAUUCCCUGGUCUAGGGAAUGAUAAAAAAUUAGACCUGAAAUUAGUCAUCAUACCAGGUCUGAAGCAGAUUUCCACAUGGGCAGAUGAUAUGAAGGACUCUGGAGAAACCAUUAGAAUGGCUAUCUACAUCGGAGUAGGGGUCUCUGCUGGGCUGGCGUUGGCACUUAUCUUUGGUGUUUUAAUCCUUAAAUGGUAUUCUUAUAAGAAAAAGAAGUUACAGAAUUCAAGUCUCAUCACACUGGCCAACCUCCCUCCAGUGGGGAUAGCGAAUGCAGGAGCAGGCAGGAAUCGAUCUGAGGAAAACAUCUAUACCAUCGAGGAAAACAUCUACGAAAUGCAGAAUUCAAAUGAGUACUACUGUUAUGCCAGCAAUGGGCAGCCAUCCUGA